GUUAAUGUUGAUGACACUCGCAAAGAAGACACGGGAGUUGAAGAUUCGGGAACAGAGAAAGGGACAAUAAUGAUUAAUUGUGUGAUUAAUUUACAGCUCAGACAUUGACUCAGCUGUGAAAUAUACGCACUGCAACAACAACAACAUAAUGUCAGCAUCACGCCUCGUUUUGCAGUGUAGUUUGUUGGUGUUAUUACACGGCGUUUACGUGGAGGGUUAUUCUGAUCCAUCGCUUCCCCUGGAUAGAGCAAAGCGUUCUCCCCAGUCAGCAGCUCCGUUAGCUGCUCCCACCACGGCCAGCCCUACAACACCGUCAGCAACGGUCACACGGCCCCCAAAUAUAAGUGCUGUGAAUGAGACGUUGAUUAACAUCACCAGCACAGAAGCACCCACGACCACAGAGGCUGCUGGUGACAACCUGCCCAAAGAUGGGGCGGCCGCUGAGGAACAUCACAGCAGCAUGACCAUCUUCUUCAUUCUUCUGGUUGUUGCUAUCUGUAUCCUGCUGGUUCACUUGCUCAUCCAGACCAGGUUCCAUUACUUACCAGAGAGUGUGGCCAUCGUCCUCCUAGGUGCCUUGAUUGGUUUGAUAUUGAAGUUUACAAAGUUUGGAAACUGGAGAAAUGAAGAAGCUUUUUCACCUACAGUGUUUUUUCUCAUCCUUCUACCACCAAUUAUCUUUGAAUCCGGCUAUAACUUACACAAGGGUAAUUUUUUUCAGAACAUAGGUUCCAUUUUGGUAUUUGCCAUAUUUGGCACAGUGAUAUCAGCCAUGGUGAUAGGAGGCGGUGUGUAUCUGCUGGGAAAGGCACAGGUAGCGACAGAGCUUGAUGUGGUGGAGAGUUUUGCCUUUGGUUCAUUGAUAUCAGCCGUCGAUCCAGUGGCCACCUUGGCUAUCUUCCAGGCUAUAGAGGUGGACCCUAUACUGUACAUGUUGGUGUUUGGGGAGAGUGUACUCAAUGAUGCAGUCUCUAUUGUACUCACAAAGACAAUGUUGGAGUUCAACACAGUUGUAACAACAAGUGCAGCCGCUGCAGUCUUCCAGGCCAUUGGUAUCUUCUGCCUCAUGUUCUUUGCCUCUGCAGCUAUUGGAGCAGCCUGUGGCCUCAUCAGUGCUAUCGUGCUGAAGAUUGUGGACUUGAGGAAGACGCCGUCUCUGGAGUUUGGCAUGAUGUUGAUAUUUUCCUAUCUGCCAUAUGGACUGGCUGAAGGAAUACAGCUGUCAGGUAUCAUGGCAAUUCUGUUUUGUGGUAUUGUCAUGUCACAUUACACCCAUCUUAACCUCUCCCCGGUCACUCAGAUCACUGUCCAGCAGACGUUCAGAACGAUAGCCUUUAUCGCAGAAACUUGCGUCUUUGCAUAUCUAGGAUUGGCCAUAUUUAGCUUCAAGCAUAUAGUUCGCCCUCCCUUUGUCAUAUGGAGUAUUGCGUUGUGUUUGAUUGGUCGAGCUGUGAACAUUUUCCCAUUGUCCUUCAUACUAAACUACUUCAGAGAGCACAAGAUCACACGAAAAAUGCAGUUUAUCAUGUGGUUCAGCGGAUUGAGGGGAGCUAUUGCCUUUGCCAUCAGUUUACACCUGGAGUUUGAAGAUAAGAAGCGUCAUAUCCUGCUCACAACAACACUGAUCAUAGUUCUCUUCACUCUCCUGUUCCUCGGAGGUUCUACCAUGCCCCUUCUCAAGUUUUUAAAAGCAGAGAAAAAAACAAAGAAAAGGAAGAGACGAGAAAAGAUGGAGGUGUCGCUGAGUAAGACAAAGGAAAUGGGAGAUGCUCUGGAUUCAGAGCACUUGUCGGAACUGACAGAAGAAGAAUAUGAGGUGAAUUUUGUGAAGCCACACCUGAAAGGUUUUCUGAAGAUUGAUGCCAAGUAUCUGAUACCCUUCUUCACACGGAGGUUCACACAACAAGAGGUGCGCGAGGGCAGGAACCAGAUAAAUCACCUGACCAAUAAGUGGUACAAGGAUGUGCGCGCUGCUCCGUCUGAAUCCGAGAAUGAGGAGGAAGAGGAGGAAAACGAGGAGGAAACGAGGAUGAUGAUGCACAACUAACAUGCUACGCUACAUGUAUUAGUGUAGUAUAUGUACAGGUUUGUGUACUACGUGACUUAUAGACAGCUACAGAGGGGUUCGUGUAUGCAACGAGGUGAACCUGACCCUGGGGUUUCAGCAUUAUUUCAGUCAUAUCACCGUAUUAUUUUAUUUGAUUAGUUAUGUAUGCAGAGACUUCCUCUUCCCACUUUGGAAUUUUGAGGCUUUGCAAAUGUCUGGGAACAAACAUGAGAAAAUAUUUCCUAAAAAUGGAAAAUUUAAAUCAAUAAAUGAACAUUAGAUAUUAAAAACAUCAGGUGAUACACCUAAAAAGCACAUAUUAUAUUUAGCAUUUAAGGGAAAAGGCAACCAAUUUAUUGUUAUUAUUUUUACUUAUUACUGUUAGCAUGCAAAGUAAUUAUGUCCAUUGUAAAGUGAGAGCUAGUACUACAGGUUAAACCCAAUCAAUCACGAGAGACAGACAACAUUAGUGCUGACAGACGAUGCACAACUUAAGAUCACAAUUGUCGUGUUGACUGCUUGUAAGUUCCUUGUGUUCUCCUGACAUGAGCAAUGUCUUUUACUGUCCCUUUGUGUCAGGACGUUUAUGUUUAUGUUAUCGUUUACAUAGAAAAAUGCAUUUACAACUUUGGAUUCUACUGUAGCGUUUUCUGACCAUGUGAUGUCACUUCAGCUUUUUGCCGCUUGACUGAUAGAUUGAUAUACUUCAUCAUUCAAAAUGUAUCUUCAUUUAGAGGUACGAAUGAAUUUGUAAGGUGGACCUUGAAAGGAACUAUUUCCAGCCAAAACUAUUGCUGUGACGUCACUGAUACCCCUGGGUCCCAACAGAGCACCAUAGAAUCCUUUGUUUUAAAUGCAUUGGUAUAAUUGGUCAGUUACAAAAAUUCUAAGAAACAUAAAUCAAACUAUUUUCCUGGACCAUGUUUAAUGGUAUUUCAUGUGAUAAAUACUUCCUAUUAGUGUUUUCUUUGCCAUUAAGUUUCACUUCGAAUGUGUUGCCGUUUAGGUCCAGGUGCUAAUAUUCUCACCUUGACUGUUGUGCUAAGUUUACCUGUAACAGUUGUGACAUGAGCGAAGUGUGUUGUGGAUAACAUCAGUCAAAUGUGUCAUCAAGGGGGAGAAAAAGUCUCAUCAGAACAUACGAAAAGCCAGUUUGUUGCCAGAUCUUUUCGGUGAUACCAGUAUUAUUACAUCAUGUAUCAAGCAUUAAAACUUUAGAAAUUCUGCAGAUACAGGUAACUGUUGUGCAAACUGUCUGUCCCGUAUGAGUACGAGAUAUCAGGCAUGUAUAUCAGGGACAUAUGUAACAUAUGUAACCAUGUUCUAACCAUGCCCCAAUUCCUCAACCGUUUCACAUAUGAAAGAGCAUCUGUUAAUGCAAUUUGUGCAUGUUUUCAAUAUGAUUUAGAGAUGAAACCACAUUUGUAGGAUUGACCAAUUUCAGGGCUUUACAAAAACUAUAAUUUUACCAGUUUACACAGAAUAAUCCACUCAGAAUUUGCUUGAAUAAACAACUUGCAAACAUGCAGAAGGUUGAAGAAUUACAGAAGCGCAACUUCAACACAUAUACCUACUAACAGGAACUGCGCACGUGUAUUUUGUACCCAAUUUGAUGCACAUCAGUACAGUGUUUAUGUCAGUGAGUAUAAUUUACACCUGUAUGCAUUUAUGAUAUAAUAUAUAUCAUAAUAAUUAUAUGUCUGUAUAUAUAUCUGGUCAGGGACUGGUCUGCAUUAUUGUACAGGUGUGGACUUAUGUCUACUCAUCAUGAUUGUACAGGUGUGGACUUGUGUCUACUCAUCAUGAUUGUACAGGUGUGGACUUGUGUCUACUCAUCAUGAUUGUACAGGUGUGGACUUGUGUCUACUCAUCAUGAUUGUACAGGUGUGGACUUGUGUCUACUCAUCAUGAUUGUACAGGUGUGGACUUAUGUCAACUCAUCAUGAUUGUACAGGUGUGGACUUGUGUCUACUCAUCAUGAUUGUACAGGUGUGGACUUAUGUCUACUCAUCAUGAUUGUACAGGUGUGGACUUAUGUCUACUCAUCAUGAUUGUACAGGUGUGGACUUAUGUCUACUCAUCAUGAUUGUACAGGU
This is a messenger RNA of Liolophura sinensis, 4143 nucleotides long. RefSeq names its product sodium/hydrogen exchanger 8-like. Gene Ontology annotation, cellular component: membrane. Lineage: Eukaryota; Metazoa; Mollusca; Polyplacophora; Chitonida; Chitonidae. The transcript is spliced from 16 exons. Gene Ontology annotation, biological process: sodium ion transport; potassium ion transmembrane transport; regulation of intracellular pH. The record is from RefSeq and is a predicted model, not a curated record. Gene Ontology annotation, molecular function: potassium:proton antiporter activity; sodium:proton antiporter activity. The coding region runs from base 149 to 2047 and encodes 632 amino acids.